AAUUUUUUCUCUCUAGCACUUUCAGACUCCCAGAGCUAACAGCCGCAGCAGCAGCACAAGAAGAAGAAAGGAUCUACCAGAAGUUUGCAGUAAAGAAGAUUAGCAAGGAUGGUGAGGAUCAGUGUUUUGAAUGAUGCUCUUAAAAGCAUGUACAAUGCUGAGAAGCGAGGAAAGAGACAGGUCAUGAUCAGACCUUCCUCAAAAGUUAUCAUCAAGUUCCUCAUGGUUAUGCAGAAGCAUGGUUACAUUGGUGAGUUCGAGUACGUUGAUGACCACAGGUCAGGCAAAAUUGUUGUUGAACUGAACGGUAGACUUAACAAGUGUGGUGUUAUCAGUCCCCGUUUUGAUGUUGGUGUGAAGGAGAUCGAGCCAUGGACUGCAAGGUUGUUGCCUUCUAGACAGUUCGGUUACAUCGUGCUUACUACAUCUGCUGGUAUCAUGGACCACGAAGAGGCAAGGAGGAAGAAUGUUGGUGGUAAAGUACUUGGUUUCUUUUAUUGAGCAAAGAAAUUUUGUUGAGGAUGGGGUUUGGAAUUUUGAUGCUGGGGUUAUAGUUGAGAAGCUUUUCUUGUUUCUCGUAACUUUUGGGUUACUUUCUAUUCAAUAUGUUUUGGUUUUGUUUCAUUUCAAGUUGACUGGAGUGUUGUUAGACGCCAAUUGUAGAAGGAGAAAUAUGAAUGUUUUGGAAUGUUUAUUUUGAAAGUUCUUAACUAUUUGGAUCAAGUGUGGUUAGUUUGUCUGAUCCAUGGUUUCU
Messenger RNA from Papaver somniferum (opium poppy), 754 nucleotides. RefSeq names its product 40S ribosomal protein S15a. The transcript has 4 exons. Gene Ontology annotation, biological process: translation. The record is from RefSeq and is a predicted model, not a curated record. NCBI's taxonomy places the organism in Eukaryota, Viridiplantae, Streptophyta, Magnoliopsida, Ranunculales, Papaveraceae. The coding region runs from base 109 to 501 and encodes 130 amino acids. Gene Ontology annotation, molecular function: structural constituent of ribosome. Gene Ontology annotation, cellular component: cytosolic small ribosomal subunit; ribosome.